Echinops telfairi (small Madagascar hedgehog) is the source of this 579-nucleotide messenger RNA. RefSeq names its product CD70 molecule (gene CD70). The record is from RefSeq and is a predicted model, not a curated record. Gene Ontology annotation, biological process: immune response; tumor necrosis factor-mediated signaling pathway. Gene Ontology annotation, molecular function: tumor necrosis factor receptor binding. Gene Ontology annotation, cellular component: extracellular exosome; plasma membrane. Bases 1 to 579 code for a protein of 192 amino acids. Lineage: Eukaryota; Metazoa; Chordata; Mammalia; Afrosoricida; Tenrecidae. The transcript is spliced from 3 exons.
AUGGCCGACGAGGGCGCAGGCUGGCCCGUGUGGCGCCUGCCCUGGAUGUCCCGGCGUUGCAUCGGUGCCAUCGGUGCCAUCGGUAUCAGUCUCCUUGGGGUGGCUAUGGUUACCACCUGCUUCUGCCUCGGCUUCCGGAAGUCUCAGGACUCACAGGAGCAGGACGUAGCUGAACUCCAGUUGAAUCACACAGGCCAGCAAUGGGACCCCAAUCUACGCUGGCAGGCGGGCCCAGCACUGGGCCGCUCCUUCCUGCACGGGCCCAUGCUAAAGCACGGGCAGCUGCAUAUCCAGCACGAUGGCAUCUACAGGCUGCACAUCCAGGUGACGCUGGCCAACUGCUCAUUCCCCCGGAGGACCACACCCCGCAAGCCCUCGCUGUCUGUGGGCAUCUGUGCCCCCGCCACCCACAGCGUCAGCCUGAUUCGACGCAGCUUUCACCAUGGCUGCACCGUGACCUCCCAGCGCCUGACACGCCUGGCCCGGGGAGACACGCUCUGCACCAACCUCACGGUGCCGCUGCAGGUGUCCAGCAAUGCUGACGAGACCUUCUUCGGGAUUCAGUGGGUGCACCCCUGA